CUUUGAAUGGGGGGCGCUGGAACCGUCUGCUUGUCACCGCUUGCCUCUUUGUUCAAACUGAUGUUGAUUCUCUCUCAGUGUAGCUUCUGGUGAGAGGAGGGGGACGAAGCACCUUGCUGUGUGUGAGUGUGCAUCUAUUCCGAUCCGGCAGAUACUAGUGUCUGAGGAUGAACGGCGCAUACGCAGCUCAGUGAGGAGAGGGGAAGGCGAAGGAGCGUGAAGUCCAAGACGUGGAGCGCCUGUGCACACUCUCUGGCAGCUGGUGCCUCUGCAAAGUGCUGUUUCACCCUGGUUUCGUCGUUUGCCGUCGGUCUCUGCACCCUGGUAGCUCUGGGGAGCACCUGCACUGAGGCGCAAAGCUUUCCGCUCACAUUCCUGAGGAUUGCACCACUAAAAGGCAUCUCGUGUUAUCAAAUAAGGUCCAGGAUGGCGCUCAGUCUAUGUGCAGGGGGUCAGCACAUCCUCUUUGUUCUCAUGCUGCUGCUCUGUUUUGGUUCAGGGGCAGCCUCCUCCAUAGUGAACAUGCGUAGGAUCACACAUCCUACAGUGAAAGAAAUGCUGGCAGGCAAAGCCGUCCUCCCAUGUGUCUUCACCCUUCAGACCAUCUCCACCAGUGAACCUCCUCACCUUCUGUGGACUCGUGUAAGGCAGGCAGCAGGUGCACAGGGCGCCCCUCUGGAGCAGACUGUGCUUUCUGCUAAAGGUGAUGUAAUCAAGGUGAAUAAGGCUUUCAGUGGCCGUGUUAGGCUGCCAGGAUACACUGCCAAUCCCCUGAAUGCUACCAUGGAGAUCUCCAGUCUCCGUACCAACGACUCAGGCACUUACCAGUGUCAGGUUGUCAUGGGAGACGCCUAUGAGAGAGACACUGUGCCCCUGGUGGUCUCUGGCGUGGUGUUUCACUACCAGGCCGCCACUGCCCGGUACACCCUCUCAUUUACUGAUGCACAGCGGGCCUGCCAGGAGAACUCAGCUCAGAUCGCCACACCAGCCCAGCUGUGGGCAUCGUACUACGACGGCUUCGCCAGCUGUGCAGCCGGCUGGUUGGAUGAUCAGACAGUCCGCUACUCUGUCCAGUUGCCAGAGCUCGGUUGCUAUGGACACAAGGAAUACUCUGCUGGAGUGAGGAAUUAUGGGAAGCGGGAUCCAAAAGAGCUGUUUGAUGUUUACUGUUUUGCGGAAGAACUGGAUGGUGAGGUGUUUCACUCCUCAGUCCACGGUAGGCUGUCGCUGUCCUCGGCUUCAGACCGAUGCGUGUCCCUCGGGGGGCAGCUGGCCACAGUGGGGCAGCUGUAUCUGGCAUGGAGGGCUGGCCUGGACAGCUGCGCCCCAGGGUGGCUCUCUGAUGGCAGCGUUCGCUACCCGGUGACCUGGCCUCGGCCGGACUGUGGAGGGAACCAACCUGGAGUCCACAGCGUUACACCCAACAGCACUACUGACAAUAACACAGCUCUGUAUGAUGCCUACUGCUACAGAGGUAAAGUGAAAGAAUCGGACUCCAUCUCUGAGAUCUACACAUCUCUGUGGAAGCCCUGGAGCUACCUCACAGGCUCAACUGAUGCCGCCUCCACAGGGACGGACAGUGUUGACCGGACUACACAGCAAACCACCACUAGCAGAGGAUCCUCAGGUGGCAGUGAUGUUUCUGCAUCAAACUGGACUGGAUUUGUUGACCUGGAAGAGGAGGCCACACUUCACAGCACUGAUACUUCCUCAGACCCCUGGUCUUCUGAGUCCUCGGGGACGUAUGUGACCCUCCAGCUGAUCCCAGGGCAGAGCUCAUUAGACUGGGGGGAGCUGCUGGAGCCUGGCCCAGACUCAGAGGAGUUCCUCCGACCCCCGGUUUACCCAACUCCUGCUGAGAAGAAGGUGAUGUCGAAGAUUGUUAAAUCCAUGUGGAAACCUUGGAACUACUUGGUGGGGAAUGAUGAUGAGCAGGGGACCCCAACACCUGGUGAAAAAGCAGGGGAAGAGGAGAUGCACACAAAAAAGACUGAUGAAGGGUCUGAACCAGCCAGUACCACACAACAGGGUUUCUUUUCCUGGGGAAGUUUAUGGUUCAGCAGUACCUCGAGGGAGAACUCCACACCAGCCAGUGAAGAUUCACCCACUCGUCUGGACGCCUCCAAUAAGUCUCUGACUACAGAGAGCACCAGGAGGUGGGAGAAUUCAGAGACUCACACCUUCACCGCCUCCAGUCCUGCACCUGAAGUCACCUCCUCCAGCACUGAAACUUUGGUCCGCAUUGACACAGAAACCACAACCCAGCCGGGUGAGAAGAGGGAGGAGACGGCGACUUCCAGAGCCGGUAGAGGAAGAGGAAGGGGGAAGAAGAACAGAGGGGAGGAUAGGAGCAGAGGAGAAGACAAGGGAAGAGGAGAGGAGAAGGGGAAGGCGGACGAGGAGGGGAGCGGGGAAAUCACCGGAGCUGAAGCAAAAGGGGAGAUCCAAGUUUCACGUCGCCCGGUUGGAACAAGUAAACCAAGAGAAAGAUCCAGAUCUAGAGAGAGGGGUCACAGGAAGGGACAGUCCACCACUACUGCCACCACCACUACCACCACCACCACCAGUCCUCUGGAGCCCACAGUCAUCUCCAGUACUGGGCCAGAAAGCACAGACGUUUCUACAGCUGAACCCACCUCCCAAACAGAGACCACAUCCUCAACCCUAGCACCAGACUCCUCCUCCUCCUUCUCCUCCUCUUCAGUCAUAUCACCAUCAUCACCAUCAUCAUCAUCAUCUGUCACUUUCUCUCAGUCAUAUUCCCCAUCGGAACCCUCAUCAUCUCUUCCCUCCUCCUCUUCCCAGUCCCCCUCACAGUCUCCAACCGCUGAGUCAGGAAGCCCAACAUCUUCCCCUCUCAACCAGGGCAGCCCCUCUGACCCCUUUAAGCCUCUUGACUGGGUCCCAGUGGAGAGAACAGUUGUGAACAGCUCUCAGGAUUAUCCUCCAGUACUGUCGGGCCCCCGUGAUGAUGAGGAGCCUGCUUGGUCUCACACUGUGGGCUCUGGAGCUCUGUUACCUGGCAACAUGGAAGAAGAGAGCAAAAGAGGAGGAGACAAUAUCAGUACAAUAACACUCAGCCCGACAGUUGAGGUGGAGGCCUGCGUGACGAACCCAUGUCUGCACGGAGGAAAAUGUCUUCCUCAGGGAACAGGCUACAGCUGCUACUGCCCACAAGGAUACACUGGGGAGAACUGUGAGAUUGAUGUUGAUGACUGCCAGUCUGAGCCAUGUGAAAAUGGAGGCACUUGUGUUGACAAGAUUGAUUCCUUCCUCUGCCUUUGCCUGCCCAGCUACGGAGGAGAUACGUGCGAGAAAGACAUAGAAGGUUGUGAGCACGGUUGGAGGAAGUUCCAUGGCCACUGCUACAGAUAUUUUACCCACCGACACACCUGGGAGGAUGCAGAGAAAGACUGCAGAGAGCACAGCGCCCACCUUAGUAGUGUAAUCUCCACCACUGAGCAGGAGUUUAUUAACGGUCUGGGUCAUGACAACGCCUGGAUCGGUCUGAAUGAUCGCACAGUCGAGGAGGACUUUCAGUGGACCGAUGGAAACGAUCUAGUUUAUGAGAACUGGAGGGAGAGCCAGCCGGACAAUUUCUUUGCAGGAGGGGAGGACUGUGUGGUGACCAUUGCCCAUGAGGACGGCAAGUGGAACGACGUGCCCUGCAACUACAACCUGCCCUACAUCUGCAAGAAAGGCACAGUAUUGUGUGGGACCCCGCCCACUGUGGAAAACGCCCAUUUGAUAGGUCGGCGGAGGUCACACUACGACAUCCAUGCUGUGGUACGUUACCAGUGUUCUGAAGGCUUCUACCAGCGUCACAUCCCCACCGCACGCUGCCGGGCCGACGGGAGCUGGGAGAGACCCCGCAUUAUCUGCACAAAGUCCCGGCGAUCACACCGGUACCGACGCCACCACCACAAUCAGCACCAUGAACGUCGCAACCACAGGAGGCACGGAGGAGAUGGACACAAGGCCAGAGAGGACGCACACAGCUACUACUGAACCAAAUAAUACCACGUCUGCAAUGCCUAGGUGCUAACCGUGGCCCAUAAAGAAAGACAGUAGUUCAUAUCAGAGUCAUUCUCAUUUCCUUUCCUGCUUCUAACGUUGCUCUGUUAGGCGUUCCUCCUCUUAAUGAAAACCGUUUUCUUCCCUCCACAUAAACUCAUGUCUGAUUUUGGCUGUUUUGAUGCUUCUUUAUAUUUUUACCGCUUCUAACAGAGGUCCACGCGAACACUAACUAUAUCAGUAACUCUUGUUAAUAUCCUGUUUUCCUAACAUCCGAGUCCUAAAUCCUGAAUUAUAACCCUCUCAGACUGACAGCAGUGUGUGUGUGUGUGUGUGUGUGUGUGUGUGUGUGU
This is a messenger RNA of Sphaeramia orbicularis (orbiculate cardinalfish), 4367 nucleotides long. RefSeq names its product neurocan core protein-like. NCBI's taxonomy places the organism in Eukaryota, Metazoa, Chordata, Actinopteri, Kurtiformes, Apogonidae. Gene Ontology annotation, cellular component: perineuronal net; synapse. The record is from RefSeq and is a predicted model, not a curated record. Gene Ontology annotation, biological process: central nervous system development; skeletal system development; cell adhesion. Gene Ontology annotation, molecular function: hyaluronic acid binding; calcium ion binding. The transcript is spliced from 20 exons. Bases 427 to 4008 code for a protein of 1193 amino acids.